AUGUCGACUCUACCAUCAUCCUCGGACCUGGGACUUGUUAAUCACAGGCCACAUCAGGAAGCGCCUGCGGAAAGCUUAGUCCAUAGUCUCACUAUCGACAGCACCCCCGCUGAUAAUUUGGCCGAUUAUCCCUCCGACGUUCACUAUAAGAAGAUUGGAAGUGCUUCCAGCCUCUGCCUAGGAUCAGAGCUUCUACCGUCUCCUCCCGGCAUUGGCAAAACCACAUGUGAUUUUCCUGAUUAUGAGCAGUCAUCUGUGUCGAGAGACUGUAAUGAUAUUGAGCAGACUGAAUGCGAAGGACCGCUGAAGCCCACUAGAGGGAACAUUUCUAUGCCAAGCAGGGUAUCGUCGUCCCAGCUGGACAAUGAAUCGGGCUUGCCCGAAAAAGUCUCCGCUAUCACAUCUACAACGCCAUCCAAUGAUGAGAACCUGGUGGGAUUGUUUGAGCAAAUGCGAAUAGAUUCUCAUGAGCUGUUCAUUGGCGGUAGUCCCAAGCGCCAAGAUAGCCUGUUCGAAUUCACCACACCACCGAGCAGUUAUCCUAAAUAUUCGAGUUCAACCCGCAAACUUCAGGCUGUUCCGUUGACACCGCGUGGGCCUGCCUCAAAUGGGUUGUUGGCUGAGAUGUUUGCUGAUGACUGGAACUGCGAACUUUCCCGUCCGAAGCAAGUCAAGCCCGUACGCCCAGUCACUCAGUCGAAGGAGGCCAUGAGGAAAGCAAAGAAAAUGGAAUUCGAGGCAACAAAAGAAUCCGUAGCUCAAAGAUUUCUUGAAGAGCUGGAUAUUCAAAUUGCAAACGGUCAGGUUUCCAAACUUACGGAAUCUACAGAUGGCGUGAAGAUAAUUUGGACCAAGAGUCUUCACACCACCGCCGGCCGAGCGAACUGGCGGCGUGAGACAGUUCAAACCAAGCAACCUGACGGAUCAAUUAUUGACACAUGGCAUAAACACCAUGCCUCCAUCGAGCUCGCCGACAAGGUUAUUGAUGAUGAAGACAGGCUUCUCAAUGUGCUGGCACACGAAUUCUGUCAUUUGACUACCUUCAUGAUUAGCGGCAGGACAACAAAUCCCCAUGGGAAAGAAUUCAAGUCCUGGGCAUCGAAAUGCUCCCGAAUCCUCGGUCAUAGGGGCAUUCAAGUAACCACCAAGCAUACUUACGAAAUUGAUUUCAAGUACAAAUGGGAAUGUGCUGAUUGCGGACUGGGGUACAACAGACAUUCCAAAAGCAUCGACACGCUGCGUCACCGAUGCGGAACCUGCAAAGGCGAGCUAAAGCAAGUCAAACCUGCACCGAGAGCCAAUGUCGCAAAUAGUGGCGCGUCGAGGCAAAGCGAGUACCAACUCUUUGUGAAAGAUCAAAUGAAAUUGGUGAGGCUGGAAAAUCCUGCCGUUCCGCAGCGAGAUAUUCUCAGGAUGAUCGCUGGAAAAUGGGCUGAUCAGAAGAGGGGGAAUGUUAAGAAAGGCGGUUCCAAUACGACAGACACAGUAGUAGGAACACAAGUAAACGAAGCCGAUGUCACCUCCAAAUUAGUGGGCGAUCUACCGGUUGGCGAUUGA
This is a messenger RNA of Metarhizium album ARSEF 1941, 1557 nucleotides long. RefSeq lists its product as uncharacterized. Lineage: Eukaryota; Fungi; Ascomycota; Sordariomycetes; Hypocreales; Clavicipitaceae. The transcript has a single exon. Gene Ontology annotation, cellular component: nucleus. The record is from RefSeq and is a predicted model, not a curated record. Bases 1 to 1557 code for a protein of 518 amino acids.